UCUGCCGUUCGUUGCUCUGGUUCGCCGACUCUGUCUCUAGAAACCCGAUCGGUUUUUAUUCCCUCAGAUCUCGCCGACACCUCUCUCCCGACCUCAAUCCUCGACCGGCCGCCUCCCUCCUCUUUCCGGCGCGGCCCUCCCAUGGGGUGGCGCGGCAGCCUCCCUCUUCAUCCAGUGCCUCCCUCCUGCGCGGCCAGCCGUCUCCCUUCCGGCGCAUGCGGCCCCCUUCCCUCUCCCAUAAAGCGCGCCCACCUUCUCUCUCCUCUAGCACCGCCGCCGUACAAGCCGGUCGCCGCUGUUGUUGCUUCUGACGUAGCGCAGAAGCAGUAUGAGCAGUUUAUCAUCGCUUCCAGAUCUAUGGAGGCCAGGUCCGACGAGGGUCGGCAAGACCUGAGGCGUGAGGGCCCAAGAGAACAUGCACCGGUAGAGCUGCAGUGUAAGUUCCUUCAAAAUCUUCCAUCACCUUGGACUGUUGGUGUGUCUUAUGAAUAAGGAAAUGUUUGUCUUAUGAAUCUCUUUUCUGUGCAAACUGUAUAAAUCUUUACUCUAUCAUUGUAAGCAGCUAUAGCAUAGAGCUUCAUGUACAUGUUCACUGUUUUGAGGAUUUUGGAUCACAAAGUCUUAGCAAUUAGCACUAUUCAGAUUACAGCUGUAAUAAGAUAGAAGGCUCAAAUUCUUUUUUUUAAAUGUUUUUUACAUGGUAAUAGUAUUUGUUGUCUGAACUUUGUUGCUUCGUAUCCAUUUCUUAUUUGCAUGAUGUCAGGUUGAUAUGUCAGCUAACUUGGAAGAGCUUCAGUAGAGAAGGAGCAUAUUAGCUUUGAUGACAAGUCGGCUAUAAGAAAGAAAACAUCCAUGCAGUUACUCUCAACGAUUCUAAAUUGUUGUUGUUGUUUUAGUUCAACGGAGGGAGUAUUUGAGAAUCUAUGUUUGUGAUUUUGAUACAUAGGGAUUUAGUAUUAUAGCAUUGGGGGUUAUUUGGGUGUAUGAUAUAUGUAAUAUUUGGUAUGAAAUGGCAAAUGAAAAACAAACUAUUAUUUUGUAUUAAAUAAGAAAUUGGUUUCAGCUUUUAAA
Molecule: messenger RNA, 1071 nt
Organism: Brachypodium distachyon (stiff brome)
Lineage: Eukaryota; Viridiplantae; Streptophyta; Magnoliopsida; Poales; Poaceae
Exons: 3
Coding region: 142-492 (116 amino acids)
Source: RefSeq, a predicted model, not a curated record